AUGUCCAUAAACAUAACCAUCGGCGAAAAGUGCGAGUUCAAGGCCUACCAUGAGACUAUCAAGCACGGCCAGAAGAAUACGGAGCCUGCCCCGGACCCCUUUGAUAGGAACAACUCCCACGAUGAAGAUAGCGCUUAUGCUUUAGUUAUCCGAAGGAAAUAUGAGGAGCACAAACCUAGCAAGACUACAUUGCAUAUCAACUCCCCAUAUAUCCAGAAAGCCUUCCGUGACGUGAUCAAGUCAUACAUCGCUGUUGCGUCGGACUUCACCUCUUCCGUGGAGCUCCAUGGCCCGUUCGAGAUGCUCGCCCAUUACUGGGACGAGCUAGAGGAAUACCGCAGGUCUACAACUGAUGCAAUUGCACGGGAACAUUUGGAUCUCCUUUUUGAAUUCAUGGAACACGAGGUUAAGCCGGAUCGUGACCGUGCCCUCAAGAUGAUCCAGAAACAGCAAAUCGCUUACGACAAUGCGUGGUUUAUAUAUCGCCCUGGGGAUAUCCUAUACACCGAAGAAAGCGGCCAUCCUUGGCUCUUAGUGUGUAAGAAGACGGCGUACGAAGAUAGUAAGGAUACCGGUCCGUACCUCGAAAUUCAUUGCACCUGCACAGACGAUGAUGGCGUGGUAGCAGGCCAAAUAUUAUAUGUUACGGCUUUGAAUCAGAGAGCUGCAUUCCCGGCAGGAAACCCGGCCCCCAUUACGGAACUAGAGAUCUUCCCACGCAGGUUUGUUAAUGAGGGCGAUAGCCUUGAACACCGCCUUAGGGUACGUGGAGAGAAAUACUUGUCUCUGAAGAACCUCUCUACUGUGGCUUACGAUGGCGCUGCUGAAUGGCUCAAGACGCCUCCUUUCGAGUACUACGAUCCUUCUCGAUGUAACUUUCGCGGCGUAUGGCUACCAUAUACUGAAACGGGAAGGGUUAUCUUAGAUCGGAAGACAUAUGGCGAGGAACAUCCUCUAGGUAAGCCUCAGGUCAAGAAGAUGGUUCCAGAGCCGGUAUACUGCCCACCAUACACCCUGGGCUACUCGCUUGGGCGCAAACAGUGGUGUCGGUUCUUCGUUGACUUUAUCCGUGAUGUCCAAUGGGAUGCGAAUGCGUGGGACUCCUUAGUGCUUCCCGACAAAGAGAAGCAUCUGCUUAGAGCUCUGAUAUCAUCUCACGCAUAUUCUAAGAGUCCUCGCGACUCGAUGCAGCAAAAAGGAAAAGGCCUUGUUAUCUUGCUUCACGGGACGCCUGGAUCAGGAAAAACCCUCACGGCCGAGACAGCUGCUGAAGGAAGUAGAAAAGCGCUUGUGUCGACUUCAGUAGGGGAGUUGAACAAGGGAUCAAAUGCAAUCUAUGGGUCUGCCACCUUUGAGAAACAACUCAAGAAAGUAUUGCAAUACGCAACGAUCUGGCAAGCUGUGGUACUUAUUGACGAGGCCGACGUGUUCCUAGAAUCCAGGAAAGACACCGGAAAUGCCGAACGCAACACGUUAGUUGCUGUAUUCCUCAGGGAACUCGAAUAUUUCGGUGGCGUCGUCUUCCUGACUACGAACCGUGUGAGCUCAUUCGACAUUGCAAUGAAAUCCAGAAUCCACCUCUCCCUCAGCUAUACGCCACCAGAGAUUGACGUGCGCAGACGUAUCUGGUCGCAUUGCCUUAUGGCGGUGCCAGCGGACGCCAAGGAGAUAGAUAUCCAAGGAGAAGUCGAUUCCCUGGUGACUGCCAAGCUGAACGGAAGGGAGAUCGCUAACGUCUGUGCGGUAGUCAAUAUGAAUUCGAACGUGAGCCUCACGAUGGACCAUGUUAAGGAGAUCUUAUCGUGGUUAAAUAUCCCCGUACUGGUUGGCCUAUGGAUCUCGUACUAUGCGGCCGUUGUUGUAUAUAAUAUAUCACCGCUACAUCCCCUCUACCAUUUCCCUGGUCCUAAAGUUGCUGCAAUGAGCUAUUUUUACGAGGCCUACUUCGACUGGUGGCUAGUGGGAAGGUAUGGCAGAAGAAUUCGUCAGAUGCAUGAGAAGUACGGCCCAAUUGUCAGAAUAAAUCCCGAUGAGCUUCACUGCAAUGAUCCGUAUUUCUCAGACGAGAUCUACGCCGGCGGAAACCGCAUCAGGGAUAAGUGGCAACAUCAACUCAAUACUGGCGCAGCCGGCCCCGUGUCUGUUACUGGCUUUUCCACUGUUCCGCAUGAGUUGCACCGAAUCCGAAAGGCUCCAUUUGCAAGGUUUUUCUCGCGACAGCAAGUGUUAAAACUUGAAGGAGAAGUACGUGAUUUUACGCAGCGGGUAAUAGAUAAGAUGUUGCGCUUCGCGAAUAAGGGUCCAUUUGAUGUUAAGGAGGCAUAUAACUGCUUCACAGCCGAUAUCAUAUCUCAGUACGCCUUUGGCGAGCCCAUGGGCUUCGUCGACCAAGACGGCUGGGAACCCAACUUAGCAACAUGGGUCAAGUAUUUCUUCAAAAGCGCAUACCUAAUAAGAUACAACACCCCUGUUAGAACACUUGCCCGGUUUUCUCCUUUAAUAGGAAACUUCAUGGGCGAAAAUGUAAGGAAGAUGUUGGAAUGGAUGAAUGUGAUCAUCCCUAAAUACGUCAAGGCAGCUAUCGACAAUCCUGAAAAUGGUAGGGUGUUUGCGGACCUGAUGGAAUCGGAUAUACUACCGGAGCACGAAAAGAGCAUGUACCGCCUGUCUGGGGAAGGGUUUAAUCUUUUAUUAGCUGGAACGGAGACUACGGCGGCAACACUCACAUAUAUCACGUAUUACCUCCUCGCACAACCGGAGCUUUAUGCGUGCUUGAUGGACGCCUUGCGGGGUGUUGACCCGUUCAAUCUCAAAUGGAUCGACUUGGAGCAGCGUCCGUACCUAUGGGCGGUGAUCCACGAAGCGUUACGUCUGACACCUGGCGUUUCGCACAGGUCAGCUCGAAUCGCGCGAACCGAAGAUUUGGUCUACAAUAGUAGAGACGGCAGUGUUCAAUGGGUCAUUCCCAGGGGUACACCUAUUGGUAUGACUUCAGUUAUUAACCAUAGUAACGAAGAACUAUUUCCGAAUCCCGACGAGUUCAUCCCUGAACGCUGGCUCGUGGACGGGCAACCGAACUACGCCUUGGAGAAGAUGUUGAUUUCUUUUGGAAAAGGUACUCGGUCAUGUCUUGGAAUUUAUUUAGCAUAUUGCGAACUUUUCCUCAUGACGGCUGCUUUAGCGUUCCACGUCUUGCCUAGGUCGAAACUAUACGAAACCACUAUCGAGGAUAUAACAUAUGAUCAUGAUCUUAUAGUGCUCCAAACAGUUAAAGGCUCUCUUGCGGUACGCAUUGCCAUAUCUUAG
This is a messenger RNA of Daldinia childiae, 3306 nucleotides long. RefSeq names its product Trichodiene oxygenase. The transcript is spliced from 9 exons. The record is from RefSeq and is a predicted model, not a curated record. Bases 1 to 3306 code for a protein of 1101 amino acids. Gene Ontology annotation, molecular function: iron ion binding; heme binding; oxidoreductase activity, acting on paired donors, with incorporation or reduction of molecular oxygen. NCBI's taxonomy places the organism in Eukaryota, Fungi, Ascomycota, Sordariomycetes, Xylariales, Hypoxylaceae.